AUGACACAAUGUACCAAGUUCAAACUACCACAGUCGACGCGCAUGGUACACCUCGUGCUGCCGCACUUCUGCAUCGGCCUGGGCAUCGGCAUCGUGGACGCGUCGCUGAUGCCGCUGCUGGCGCGGCUGGUGGAGCGGGGUGGCCUGCAGGCCAGCUACGGCACCGUCUACGCCCUCUCCCAGACGGCCGUCUGCCUGGCCUACUCUGUCGGUCCGUUCCUGGGCGGCUACCUGGCCUCUAGCAUCGGCUUCAGUUGGCUGCUGGCGAUCCUCGGCACGCUGAACCUGCUGUUUACGCCUUGUCUGGUGCUGCUGCGGGAACCACCGGUGCCGCCUGCCGACCCGCCGUGUGACGGGCAGCCUGGGCAGCUGGGUGAAGUGCGCCGGCGUGCCCCGCCCCUCCACGCCCUCUCCGGACCCAGCUUCAGCUACACCCAGCUCUCGGAGGGCUGACCAGCGAGGGGCCCGGCUCUGGCAGGGUUGACCAGCGAAGGACCCAGCUUUAAGAGGGCUGAACAGCGAGGGACCCAGCUCUCAGAAGGGGCCU
This is a messenger RNA of Pollicipes pollicipes, 547 nucleotides long. RefSeq names its product synaptic vesicular amine transporter. Lineage: Eukaryota; Metazoa; Arthropoda; Thecostraca; Pollicipedomorpha; Pollicipedidae. The transcript has 4 exons. Gene Ontology annotation, biological process: transmembrane transport; aminergic neurotransmitter loading into synaptic vesicle. The coding region runs from base 1 to 453 and encodes 150 amino acids. The record is from RefSeq and is a predicted model, not a curated record. Gene Ontology annotation, molecular function: serotonin:sodium:chloride symporter activity. Gene Ontology annotation, cellular component: terminal bouton; synaptic vesicle membrane.